GUCUCCUGGUGAAGUUAACAUACGAGGAUGACAGAGAAUGUUAUAAGAGCAAAGUGAGGGGAAAUAAAAAGAUCCUUCUUUGAUUGGAGCAAACACAGAAAUUCACUCUCCCUUCUUCUUCUUCUUAGGGUUUUAGCAAUCCACUCCUAGGGUUUGGUCAAAAUGGUGGUUGACCAUGCUAAGAAAUUGAAGACGACAGUUGAGGAAAACGCAGAUCAAAUUGACACUCAACUUGUUUUCUCCAUUGAGAAACUUCAAGAAGUUCAAGAUGAACUCGAAAAGGUUAACGAACAAGCUAGUGAGGAGGUAUUACAAAUUGAACAGAAGUAUAAUGAGAUAAGGAGGCCUGUUUACGAGAAAAGGAAUGAAGUCAUCAAAUCAAUUCCUGACUUUUGGGUUACUGCCUUCUUAAGUCACCCUGCCCUUGGUGAGCUUUUGAAUGUGGAAGAUCAGAAGAUCUUCAAGUACUUAGAUUCUCUUGAUGUGGAGGAUUUCAAAGAUGUUACAUCCGGUUAUUCCCUUACUUUUAAAUUCAAACCAAAUCCUUAUUUUGAAGAUACAAAACUUGUCAAGACAUAUACAUUCCUUGAUGAAGGAUCAACAAAGAUAACUGGUACGGCCAUUAAGUGGAAGGAAGGCAUGGGUGCGGCAUAUGGCGGUAAUCCUGAGAUGAAAGGAAACAAGCGGCCACCAUCAGAGGAAAGCUUUUUUAGUUGGUUUUCUGAAACUCAGCUUAAAGAUAUUUCAGAUGGGCUUAGUGAUGAGGUGGGAGAGAUAAUUAAGGAGGACUUAUGGCCUAAUCCGCUGAAAUAUUUUAACAAUGAAGCUGAUGAAGAAGGUUCUGAUGGAGAAGAGGACGAUGAAGAGGGAAGCGACGAUGUUGAUGAGGAAGAUGAGGAUGACGGUUGAACUUGCUCUUAGCUCUUUAAUCUACCCCUUCUUCAAAACUUUGCUUAGUUUGGUGUCAUAUAUAAUUCAGUUGUGGCAUAUUCAGCCUUGUAGGUAGCUUUGACAUCGGAUAAGACAGUUAAAAAACCUAUUAUGUAGCUAUCCAACUGCUGGUGGAUUUACCUGGGAUGCAUAUAGUCGUAGAUGCACCAAAACUUUUCAA
Messenger RNA from Capsicum annuum, 1111 nucleotides. Its product is annotated as NAP1-related protein 2. Gene Ontology annotation, biological process: nucleosome assembly. Gene Ontology annotation, cellular component: chromatin; nucleus. Gene Ontology annotation, molecular function: chromatin binding; histone binding. The transcript has 10 exons. The coding region runs from base 163 to 909 and encodes 248 amino acids. NCBI's taxonomy places the organism in Eukaryota, Viridiplantae, Streptophyta, Magnoliopsida, Solanales, Solanaceae. The record is from RefSeq and is a predicted model, not a curated record.